This is a messenger RNA of Mastomys coucha (southern multimammate mouse), 2082 nucleotides long. RefSeq names its product interleukin 17 receptor B (gene Il17rb). Gene Ontology annotation, molecular function: interleukin-17 receptor activity. The record is from RefSeq and is a predicted model, not a curated record. Bases 100 to 1599 code for a protein of 499 amino acids. Lineage: Eukaryota; Metazoa; Chordata; Mammalia; Rodentia; Muridae. The transcript is spliced from 11 exons.
GGCGGAUCCCGGAGAGCGGCCGCGGGUGCCUGGAUAAGAGGACCCUGGACCUCCCGCCCCAGCUCCGCGUGCUGGUGGCCGGUGGCCGGUGGCAGGGCCAUGUUGCUAGUGCUGCUGAGCUUGGCUGCAAUGUGCAGGAGCGCCCUGCCUCGAGAGCCGACAAUUCAGUGUGGCUCUGAGACAGGGCCAUCUCCAGAGUGGAUGGUCCAACACACACUCACUCCAGGGGACUUGAGGAACCUCCAAGUGGAACUUGUCAAGACAAGUGUGGCAACAGAGGAAUUUUCAAUUUUGAUGAACAUAAGCUGGACACUCCGGGCAGACGCCAGCAUCCGCUUGUUGAAGGCCACCAAGAUCUGCGUGAGUGGCAAAAACAACAUGAAUUCAUAUAGCUGUGUGAGGUGCAACUACACAGAGGCCUUCCAAAGCCAGACCAGACCUUCCGGCGGCAAAUGGACAUUCUCCUACGUGGGUUUUCCUGUGGAGCUGAGCACACUCUAUCUCAUCAGCGCCCAUAACAUCCCCAAUGCUAAUAUGAAUGAGGACAGCCCUUCUUUGUCUGUGAACUUCACCUCGCCAGGCUGCCUAAACCAUGUAAUGAAAUAUAAAAAGCAGUGCAUUGAGGCGGGAAGCCUGUGGGACCCAAACAUCACUGCUUGUAAAAAGAAUGAGAAGAUGGUUGAAGUGAAUUUUACAACCAAUCCCCUUGGAAACAGAUACAUGGUUCUCAUUCAACGGGACACGAUAUUGGGGUUCUCUAGAGUGCUGGAGACUAAACUGACGAGGACCUCUGUAGCCAUUCCGGUGAAUGAGGAGAGCGAAGGUGCCAUGGUUCUGCUGACCCCAUAUUUACAAACCUGCAACAAUGACUGCAUCCGACGCAAAGAGACAGUUGUGCUUUGCUUAGAGACAAUUGCUCCCUUCCCUCCAGAAAACGACAGAAGCAUGCUGGGAGGCUGGCUGCCUCUCCUCCUGGUGCUGCUGGUGGCUGCGUGGGUGCUGGCAGUUGGGAUCUACCUAUUGCGGAGGCAAGGAAGGAGCACGAAGACAUCCUUUCCUAUUCCCACCAUGCUCCUGCCCCUCGUUAAGGUCCUGGUGGUUUACCCUUCUGAGAUAUGCUUCCACCACACAGUCUGUCGCUUCACUGACUUUCUUCAAAACUACUGCAGAAGUGAGGUCAUCCUUGAAAAAUGGCAGAAAAAGAAAAUCGCUGAGAUGGGGCCGGUGCAGUGGCUUACCACUCAGAAGCAAGAGGCAGAUAAAGUGGUCUUCCUUCUUCCCAGUGACGUCCCAACCCUUUGUGACAGUGCUUGUGGCCACAAUGAGGGCAGCACCAGGGAGAACUCUCAGGAUCUGUUCCCUCUUGCCUUUAACCUCUUCUGUAGCGAUUUCAGCAGCCAGACACAUCUGCACAAAUACCUGGUAGUCUAUCUUGGGGGAGCAGGCCUCAAAGGUGACUAUACUGCCCUGAGUGUCUGCCCCCAGUAUCAUUUCAUGAAGGAUGCCACAGCUUUCCACACAGAACUUCUCAAGGCUACGCAAAGCAUGACAAUGAAGAAACGGUCACAAGCCUGCCAUGGUAGCUGUUCACCCUUGUAGUCCAUCCAGGAGAAGAGAGACCGGGAAGCCUUCCAGUGACAAAUGCUUUGUGAUGACCCUGAAAUGUACUGUAGAGGCAGUGUGGAGGUAGUGCUAUGUAUAAAACUUGCUUUAAAACUGGAGUUUGCAGAGUCAGAACCUGAGCACACAUGCCUGAGGCUAGUCGUUAGCUGGCUUUACGGGGACAAUACAGUUACAGACAUUAAUGAGUGGAACUUAAAUUUGCAAAUAGACCCAAAGCUGGGUAAUGAUUAUCACUGAAAACUACGCACUCUGGCCAUAAGGUAACAAGGCAUUUCCUGGUCAGGUGUCUGUCUUGCACUGCCCGUGCUCUAUGCUGCACGUAGACUGUUUAGUCCUGUGACAUUUUAAUCUAUUAAUGAAUAAUCCAUUUGGGAGGCUCUCACUAAUGCUGUAGCUUCCUAAGGAAAAAAAAAAAACAAAACAAAAACCUAUCACACACAGCAGCUGGACACUGCCUGA